AUGCUGCUGAACCACGACUGCGAAUUAUCUCCAUCAGUCCUCCCGCAUCCUCACCGUAGCAGGUUAAAAAAAUGGGUGUUUACCUUCCGGAAGAUCCUGAUGGCCUCAACGAAGAACCCGCGGGCGCACCGGUACCUAAGGAACCACAGCGCAAUCUUGGCGGAAAAGCGCCAGCAAAUCAGGAGCAACAACAUAUGGAUGAUCCACCCGUUUAGUAUUUUUCGUCAGUGGUGGGAUUUUUUGAUGAUAAUCCAUCUGACAGCUAGUUUGCUGCUGGUUCCUUAUAAAGUCUUUGAUAUUCAUCGCUUGGAACCUACCUGGCCUUUUAUUAAGAACUAUUUAUUGGGUGUUUGCUGCUUGGAUGUUCUUAUUAACUUUUUUACUGGAUCCAAUCUCCAACAUACUAACCCUUUUCUUCUCUCUUCCAGAUUCUACUCCUCCGGCCAAGUGGAACUAAACCUCCAAAAAAUCGCCUCGAACUACUUCCUAUCCAGCAUCUUCGACAUCCUGGGCUCCUUUCCAACGGACCUGUUCUUUCUGACCCGCACCUCUCCAUCAGUCUCAAAAGAACUGGCCAGCUGGCUGCACAUUUUCCGAAUAAUCUCCGCCCGCCGCUACCUAAUAAAAAUAGCAGAAGCUUACAACAUCUCAGCCAUCUACUUCGGACUUUUCAGUUUCGUCCCCUUGCUGAUGAUAACUCUCCACUGGUUAGCCUGCAGCACCUGGCUAAUUCCAGUCACCGUGACAUCACUAUCCUCAAUCCGUCAACCAGUUCCACAAUCCUGGAUUAACCAGAACUUCCUCUGGGAAAAAACCGGGAAUGAAGCUUACUGGGCGACUCUAAUCCGAACCGUGACCAUUUUAACAAGAUCCGGAGUCUUGAUCAAUGAAAUGCAGACCCCGGAGGAUCAAUACGUAGUCGCUGUUCUCCAAAGUAUCAGCAUGCUCGUCCUCUGCUGGAUAGUCUGCCACGGGAUGCGAUUAUACAAAUCCCGAAACUGCUCACAGUUAAAGUACGCAGCAGCUGUUGCUCAAUUAAAAAAAUACAUGAGCUACAAGCACCUGCCAGAGCUAGCUCAACGAAGAUUCCUAGUCUACUACGAGUUCAGGUUCCAGAGGAGGUUUUUCCAAGAGCAGGAGAUCCUCAGCACACUCUCCACUCAGAUGAGGCAGGAGAUCCGGAUGCACGCCUGCAGAAAGCUGGUAGAGAACGUCGCGUUCUUCAAUAACUUACCAGUAGGUUUGCUAGCCAGAAUCGUCAGCCACCUGGUUCCUGAAGUGUUUCUGACCAAUGACGUGAUUGUCAGGGCUAAUAUGCCUGGCGACUGUAUGUACUUCAUCGCAACAGGCACCGUUGCCAUCUACGGAAUAUCAGGGACUGAAAUCUGCCACCUGGAAGACGGAGCUCACUUUGGAGAAAUUGCCAUGGUGAUGCCCAAUGAAAGACGGGUUGCUACAGUGGUUGCUGUUGAAGUUUGUGAGCUUUAUAAGCUAGAACGGACUGACUUCAUGAGGACUAUUUAUCCUUAUCCGGUUCUAUGGGAGAGUAUCAAGAAGAUUGCAGUGGAACGGCAUGAGAAGACGCAGACUAUUGAUGAGAGGUGAUGAUGGUGGUGAUGGUGAUGAUGAUGGUGAUGGUAAUGGUGAUGCUGAUGGUGAUGACGUUCCAAGGAUCUAGGGUGAGUAGAAUUAAAUUAGUAAGCGCCAGAUUUGGUUAGUUUGAAUCCUGAAGGUUCUAGCUUGGAUUUCCAGCAGGUUUGGCAGCAUCUGGAUGUGUCCUUUAGUAUCCAGGAGCCAGGAAGCUGCCAAAAGAACCUUGGUGACCUUAAUUGUCCAGUUUUUGGGCUUCAAGGCCGAGAAUUCAGCCGCUGAAGU
Messenger RNA from Cotesia glomerata, 1875 nucleotides. RefSeq names its product potassium/sodium hyperpolarization-activated cyclic nucleotide-gated channel 1-like. The transcript is spliced from 2 exons. The record is from RefSeq and is a predicted model, not a curated record. The coding region runs from base 1 to 1605 and encodes 534 amino acids. Lineage: Eukaryota; Metazoa; Arthropoda; Insecta; Hymenoptera; Braconidae.